AUGUGGCUCAGCGAUGCUCAAAAGAUAGGAAUAGCACUAGUUGCUUUCGGUAUCUUCUUUCAAUUCCUCGGUAUCGUCUUACUGUUUGAUGGAGCUCUGCUCGCACUUGGCAAUAUCCUAUUUGUCAGCGGAUUACCGCUAAUCAUCGGCCCGACGAAAACAUUCUAUUUCUUCUCGAGGAGAGAAAAGUGGAGAGGGACGUUAUGUUUCUUUGGUGGAAUACUCAUGGUAUUCCUCAAAUGGCCAAUUAUCGGUAUUUGCGUUGAAUUCAUAGGAUUCGUCGGUUUGUUCGGUUCAUUCUUCCCUGUCAUAUUACAAGCAUUGAGACAAACACCUAUCAUUGGAACUUUUCUAUCAUUGCCUUAUAUCCGUCAAGUCGCCGAUAAAUUAGCGGGCGUACGUCAAAGUGCUGUUUGA
Messenger RNA from Tremella mesenterica DSM 1558, 417 nucleotides. RefSeq lists its product as uncharacterized. Gene Ontology annotation, cellular component: endoplasmic reticulum; Golgi membrane; COPII-coated ER to Golgi transport vesicle. Lineage: Eukaryota; Fungi; Basidiomycota; Tremellomycetes; Tremellales; Tremellaceae. Gene Ontology annotation, biological process: retrograde transport, endosome to Golgi; endoplasmic reticulum to Golgi vesicle-mediated transport. The record is from RefSeq and is a predicted model, not a curated record. The coding region runs from base 1 to 417 and encodes 138 amino acids. The transcript is spliced from 7 exons.